ACUAACAAAAUUUUAUGUCCUGUACAGGUUAUUGUGAGGAUGAGGAUGGAGAAGCCAAUGUUGGUGUUGGUGGCGGUGUUGGUGGUCGCCUGUAGCAAGCCAGUGAUGGGGCUCAAUGACAACUCCACUGAUGACCUUCUCCUCGCUGACCUGCUGUGGCCGGAACUUGGCUUCCACAACCGCAACUGUCGGGAGGUACAGGAUCACGGCCACCGUAUCAGUGGGGUCUACACCAUCUAUCCCUAUGACUGCUGCCCCCAGCGUCCUGUCCGUGUCUACUGUGACUUGGACACAGAAGGAGGUGGCUGGACAGUCAUCCAACGAAGGGAAGAUGUGCUCCCGCAGGAAGAUUUCUACCGCACGUGGAUGGAGUACGCGCUAGGCUUUGGCAACAUCUCCGGCCAGUUUUGGCUGGGACUCGACCACAUCCACGCUCUCACCGACCAAACAUUUAACCAGAUACGGUUUGAUUUAACAGACUUUGACAAUGACAAACGGUGGGCCCAGUACCAGUUCUUCUACGUGCACGACAGGACCGCCUUUUACAAGCUGGAAGUUAACGGUUACACUGGCAACGCUGGUGACUCCUUCACAUAUGGAAACCUCAACAAGUUUUCCACGAAAGAUGUGGAUCAUGACAAUAACGCAGGCAGCUGUGCAGUAACGUACCUAGGAGCUUGGUGGUACAACAAAUGCCACGAAUCUAACCUCAACGGAAGGUAUCACGGAGGCACACACUCGUCUAGAGCUGAUGGUGUCAACUGGAAGAGAUUUCGAGGUUAUUAUUACUCCCUGAAGACGACAGAGAUGAAGAUCAGGCCUGCUUACUGACACUUCUGUUGACUCACUGCAAAAGGACAAAACAUUAUUGAAGUUUAUAAUUAAAAUAAAGUAACAAAGAUCUCACUCAGACGGGGUUUUAUAA
Molecule: messenger RNA, 925 nt
Organism: Homarus americanus (American lobster)
Lineage: Eukaryota; Metazoa; Arthropoda; Malacostraca; Decapoda; Nephropidae
Product: ficolin-2-like
Exons: 2
Coding region: 40-831 (263 amino acids)
Source: RefSeq, a predicted model, not a curated record